Molecule: messenger RNA, 606 nt
Organism: Piliocolobus tephrosceles (Ugandan red Colobus)
Lineage: Eukaryota; Metazoa; Chordata; Mammalia; Primates; Cercopithecidae
Product: NEDD8-conjugating enzyme UBE2F-like
Exons: 1
Coding region: 47-604 (185 amino acids)
Source: RefSeq, a predicted model, not a curated record
GACCCGCCUCGCCUGUCUCGGGGAGCCCAGGGUAAAGGCAGCAGUAAUGCUAACGCUAGCAAGCAAACUGAAGCGUGACGAUGGUCUCAAAGGGUCCCGGACAGCAGCCACAGCGUCCGACUCCACUCGGAGGGUUUCUGUCAGAGACGAAUUGCUUGUUAAAGAGGUUGCAGAACUUGAAGCUAAUUUACCUUGUACAUGUAAAGUGCAUUUUCCUGAUCCAAACAAGCUUCAUUGUUUUCAGCUAACAGUAACCCCAGGUGAGGGUUACUGCCAGGGUGGAAAAUUUCAGUUUGAAACUGAAGUUCCCGAUGCGUACAACAUGGUGCCUCCCAAAGUGAAAUGCCUGACCAAGAUCUGGCACCGCACCAUCACAGAGACAGGGGAAAUAUGUCUGAGUUUACUGAGAGAACAUUCAAUGGAUGGCACUGGCUGGGCUCCCACAAGAACAUUAAAGGAUGUCGUUUGGGGAUUAAACUCUUUGUUUACUGAUCUUUUGAAUUUUGAUGAUCCACUGAAUAUUGUAGCUGCAAAACAUCAUUUGCGGGACAAGGAAGACUUCCGGAAUAAAGUGGAUGACUACAUCAAGCGUUAUGCCAGAUGAUA